Messenger RNA from Acanthopagrus latus (yellowfin seabream), 1227 nucleotides. It is a transcript of the gene snx10b, whose product is annotated as sorting nexin 10b. The transcript has 6 exons. NCBI's taxonomy places the organism in Eukaryota, Metazoa, Chordata, Actinopteri, Spariformes, Sparidae. Gene Ontology annotation, biological process: intracellular protein transport. Gene Ontology annotation, molecular function: phosphatidylinositol binding. The record is from RefSeq and is a predicted model, not a curated record. The coding region runs from base 246 to 908 and encodes 220 amino acids.
ACAAUAGAAUGAUAAGCAGCAGUAGAAUCAUGGAGGCAUGUUGGCACAUGUCAUGCCAGCUGUUUUUAGUGAUCAACAGUGAGUUUGAGCUGAGUUGUGAGGAGGAGCUUAUCACGGUCUUGUGACUUUAUUUGUAAAACCUUUGCUCCUGGACAAUAAAAGUGGAAAUAAAAGGCACUAUAGUGCUAAGCACAGCGUUUACUGGCGGAAUACCUCACAGGGACCCAAACAAGAGCGCUUGGAUUAUGAGAGAAGAAAGUGACAGUGCUGUGAGUCAGCAGAUCGUCAGUGUCUGGGUGCGGGACCCGCGGAUACGAAAGAAUGACUUCUGGCAUGCCUACAUAGACUAUGAAAUCUGUUUACAUACUGACAGUGUGUGCUUCACAAAGAAGAUCUCAAGCGUGAGAAGGAGGUACAGUGAAUUUGUAUGGCUGAGGCAGAAGCUACAAGCAAAUUCAAUGCUAAUGGUACAGCUUCCGGAGCUGCCUCCAAAGAACCCCUUCUUCAGCCUGAACAACGCCCAACAGAUCACUGAGCGCAUGAAAGGGCUCCAGAGGUUUUUGGAAAAGAUCGUCCAGAACCCUCUGCUGUUGUCCGACAGCUGCCUGCAUCUGUUCCUGCAGUCACAGCUCAGCGUGUCCAAGAUCCAGGCCUGCGCUGCUGGAAGGACCCACUACUCCGUGGCACAGGCGGUCAAGAGCUGCGGCCUGAGGCGAUUCCACUCGGAAGAGGAUCUGCAGAAGGACCUCAGCAUGUCCUGUGACUCCGACUCAGACAGCUCAGAGUGUAGAGAUCCAGAACCUCGGAUUAAAGACUUGACGAUAAUCAAAUCACAGAGCGCGGGUUUGCUUGAUCUCAUGGGAAGCAGCCAGGAGGAAUCCCUUAGCUCCUCGUCUGGAUCUACAUGAAAAAACAUCGUCAUCUCACUGGCAUGAAUGAAUGUUUAGACCUUGGAGGAAGAAAUCCGCCUGUUACUCUGUCGUACAGCACUUUUAGCCAUGUGGUUUCUCCUUAUUACCUUAUUAUCUUAUUACUAAGCCGUAUAUAGUGAUAAAAAUGUACCUAUGUGAUAACUAUUCUUUAGCUGUUGUAAAGUUGUAGCAAACCUGUGCCUGAAGAUGGCAGUGUUGUCUCAUCCAUCUGUUUGUAUAUUCACUUAAUCCAUGAACAUAUGCUGCAACUGUCCCUACUGACUUUAUAAACAGUGGCAUUGUGACUUACACUCAA